AUGGAGCCCGGACACACUGGCAGAGCCGAGACAUCAAUGCAGGACUCCUCAGCGCUGUUCGGGAUGGUCAGUCACUGUCAGACCCCCACGUUCACAGACUUCACCGGCCUGACGCUCUCCAUGUACAGCAGCAAGGCAGAAAUCUGUGCGCGGCGAGCUGGGAACGCUGCUUUUGGAUCUCAGAUUUGCCGGAGCCCCCAUCACAACCCGACCCACAUGCACUGCGCCAGUCCGAAGCGACUCGGCGCGUCCGAGGAGCGCCUCGGAUCUCAAGAGAAGGCGCAUCUGACAGCCAAGGCUCCCCGUUCAUGCUUCUCUCUCUCACCGGGCCAAGUGAAUGGCUCCUACUGCUCAGAGAAGGAAGGUGAGGGUGAGCUGGGUGGCAGCGAGGGCAUCCUGAUGCGAUGUGGGCCGAACUUGUCCUUGCCAGUGGGGAGUCAGCCUGGGGGGCUUUACCCCCACAGCCUCCACUGUGACAGACCCACAGCUGACCUUCAUCUGCAGGACGGCCCUCACCAAGAUACCAGAUCCUCCUCUGCCUUCCAGAGGUCCCUGCCUGGGGCCUCACCCAGCCUGGGCUGCGGCAGUGCCAACGGGGCACGGUCCAAUCUCCCUUACCCUAUCAAACAGGAGAACUCCAUGGGCUACAAGAUCUCCAGCGCAUUGCCGGGCGUUCCCAGCCCAUCGCAGGCCGGGUUUCAGAACUCGAGGGCAGGCGUGGGUGUUGGUGUGCGGAGGGGGGAGAUGGUGGAAGUCCCGCAUGUUAGCAGCAGCAGUGGUGGCGUCUGCGCAGUGAGUAACUUAGGCAGCGCUGUGUCAGGGGACGCGGCGCAACCGUUUAAUAAUGAAGAUGUCUCCGCCCCGCUGGCUUUGUCCCCCAACGGCUCCCGUCAUUCAGCGCGGCUGCUCAGCACCAGCAGUCUGAAGAGGCGCUGCUUGUCCUUGGCCUCGCAGUCUGCCUCCGCCACGGGCUCCAGCGGCGCUGCUGCCACACGGUCCCCGUCAGCCACCAGCGCUGCCUCCGAGGGAAUUGAUAUCACCGCCAUCAUCUGCUCCUCCUCCCAGAUGUCGAUGGUUGCCUGUGUCAACGGGUUCCGCACUAACCUCUCACCCAGCCACACCAGCAGCGCCGGCGUCUCCUCCUCUUCCUCCUCCUCCUCUACCUCCCCACCCUCUGCCGCCACCUCGUGCUCGCAGGCAGCCCCCCACAAGCCCCCACCUCUGCCCCCACCUCACGGCAGCCCCCAGCAGGCCACGCUACAGGAGAGCUGUCAGCUGCCCUCACCUGCCGCCUGCCUGCUGUCCCUUUCCUCCUCCUGCUCGUCUUCGUCCUCCUCCUCAGUGUCAUCGGCGGAGCCAGAGCAGGGCCGGGGGCAGAGCCAGGGGCUGUGUGAGGAGCAGGGCUCCAUGCAGCAGGGGCCCGGGGCUGGAGGGGCAGCCAGGGGAGGUGUGGGAGCAGGAGGAGGCUCGGAAGGGUUGGGGCUGCUGAUGAGUGGGGCCCUGAUGUCUGGAGCCCUGCAUUCAGGACCUGGAGCAGGGGCUCUGCUCGAAGGCGGCCAGAGAUCAGGGGCUGCCCUAAAACAGGAGCCCCUGGAUGACUUCACUCCCAGUGAAGACGAGCUCUUUCAGCACCACUAUCAUCAGCACCACCACCUGAGUGGGCGCAGCGGACAUCUCCGUCACCCGCACCACCCAGCCCCCCCUCGGCCUGCCAUGCCUCCACCCUACCACCUGCACCAGUACGUGAGCCCCAGUCCUGGGGGCCUGCUGCACCUCCAGAGCCAGCAAACGGCACCAGCCUCCUCUCUGGGACUUAAACCCUCAUCUGGGGGCCCUGCUGGGUCCCAAAUGGCCCCAGAGCGAGAAGAGAUCGGAGGGGGAGCGCUGGCUGAUAAGCAGGUGUGUCGCUGGAUCGACUGCAGUGCUGCAUACGAGCAGCAGGAGGAGCUUGUGAGGCACAUCGAGAAGGUCCACAUUGACCAGCGCAAGGGUGAGGACUUCACCUGUUUCUGGGCUGGCUGCAUCCGCCGCUACAAGCCCUUCAACGCCCGCUAUAAGCUGCUCAUUCACAUGAGGGUCCACUCUGGAGAGAAACCUAACAAGUGUAUGUUCGAGGGUUGUAACAAGGCGUUUUCGCGUCUGGAGAACCUGAAGAUCCACCUGAGGAGCCACACGGGGGAGAAGCCGUACCUGUGCCAGCACCCUGGCUGCCAGAAAGCUUUCAGCAACUCCAGCGACCGCGCCAAGCAUCAGCGCACUCACCUGGACACGAAACCAUACGCGUGUCAGAUCCCUGGCUGCACCAAGCGCUACACAGACCCCAGCUCCCUACGCAAGCACGUCAAGAUCCACUCGGCCAAAGAGCAACAGGUGCGUAGAAAGCUGAGGCCCUGUCCCCACCUGGAGCAGGACGUCCUAGGUGACUGUCUGUCCGUUCAGCACCUCCAGAGCUCCACUCCCUCCCAACAUCCUCCUGGAUUGGGUCAAGACAUCUUCACAGGCCUGUACGCUGGCUCCAGCACCCCCCAUCACGGUGCCUCGGUGGAGCUCCUCUCCCCCGCCCCCGCUCCCGCUUCAGUCUCCACCACUGACCUGCCGCCCCGGCAACCCCGACUGGACCGGGACCUCAACAGCCCUCAUCACCUGUCCCCGCUGGCUGCCAUGGACGGCACGCGAGACGGGGUGUCUGGUCCCCUUCUGUCUCCAGGGAUGAAGGGAACAGGGACGCCUCCUCCUCCACUGGAGAAACAGCACAUCCACCCUCACCAAAAGUCCUACUCUCACUAUCACCACCAUCAGGCUGCCAACGAUGACUACCAGGGCAGCUUUCAGAGCUGCUUCCAUUUCGGAGACUCCUACAGAAUGGAGCAGACGGUCAGCAGCGUCCACGUCCCAGCAGAUUCUCACGCCUACACUUCCCAUCAGCACAAUGGCUUCCACAUGUCAAGUAGCAACAAUGGCUCUGCAGGCUUCAGCUUGACCCAGGAGCUUCAAGGAGGAGCAGGGUGCCAGUUCUCUUCAAGCCCAGAGGAGAGCAUCUUCUUCCAGGUGGGGAGCUUCGACCGCAGCCUGAGCCACAUGUCGUCUGUCUACACCGAGACGUAGAGCAGCAGACCAGACCAGGGCACAAUUCAA
Messenger RNA from Myripristis murdjan (pinecone soldierfish), 3135 nucleotides. RefSeq names its product GLIS family zinc finger 1b (gene glis1b). The record is from RefSeq and is a predicted model, not a curated record. NCBI's taxonomy places the organism in Eukaryota, Metazoa, Chordata, Actinopteri, Holocentriformes, Holocentridae. The coding region runs from base 1 to 3105 and encodes 1034 amino acids. Gene Ontology annotation, biological process: regulation of transcription by RNA polymerase II. Gene Ontology annotation, molecular function: RNA polymerase II cis-regulatory region sequence-specific DNA binding; DNA-binding transcription factor activity, RNA polymerase II-specific. The transcript is spliced from 12 exons. Gene Ontology annotation, cellular component: nucleus.